Messenger RNA from Aspergillus tubingensis, 2718 nucleotides. Its product is annotated as MutS family protein MSH4. The record is from RefSeq and is a predicted model, not a curated record. The coding region runs from base 1 to 2718 and encodes 905 amino acids. NCBI's taxonomy places the organism in Eukaryota, Fungi, Ascomycota, Eurotiomycetes, Eurotiales, Aspergillaceae. Gene Ontology annotation, biological process: mismatch repair; reciprocal meiotic recombination. Gene Ontology annotation, molecular function: mismatched DNA binding; ATP binding; ATP-dependent DNA damage sensor activity. Gene Ontology annotation, cellular component: nucleus. The transcript is spliced from 8 exons.
AUGUCGGCUUCAUUUGUUCGGAGUUCUUCCAUUGGGGCUGCUAGCUCUGUUGCUCCCUUUUCCAGAACCAGCACAUUCCCCAGAACUACGCCGAGGCCGACGACAACGGCAACAAGCGUUGCAUCCCAGGACAUCAUCUGUGCCGUUACUACUGCAGAGACAGUUCUGUGUCAGAUAUGUGAUAGCCAGACGUACGUUAAAACGGUCACGAAGAUCGGGGUAUUCGAACCGACUGAGAUACUGUUCGCAACCUCUGCCAAAGAAUCCAAAUUGUUCUACAUCAUACAAGAGAAUAUCCAAGAUACUACGUUUACCUUUAUAGAUCGCAGGUUCUGGUCGGAGAGAGCUGGCCAUGAUUAUGUAGACCGACUCGCCUUCUCCGGGGAUGUCGAACCCAUCAAGAUCGUCCUAGGAGGGAACUAUUAUGCUGCUUGCUGCUUUGCUGCGGUCUUAAAGUAUGUCGAGCUGGAGCUGAAUAGAACCUUUACUUGUCAUUCGCUUCGUAUUAGGUUUGAGCCUUCUCAAGGGUCCAUGUCAAUUGAUCUAUCCACCAUUGUCUCCUUGGAGUUGAUACAGAACAUACACAACGCGAAAUCGAAGGAUAGUCUGUACGGACUGCUCAAUGAGACCCUGACCCCUAUGGGUGCAAGGCUUCUCAGAGCCAACAUCCUUCAGCCUUCAACAGAAGAACCCAAGCUGCAAGCACGAUACGACGCUGUCGAGGAUCUGUCUACAAAGGAAGACAUGUUUGUCUCGGUGAGACAAGCUCUCAAAGGCUUUGUUGAUGCGGACAAGGUCCUUACUUCUCUUAUUCUUGUGCCCAAUAAACGAGCCUUCCAAUACGUUGAACAGUCUGUCAACAAUGUUAUAAUGGUCAAGACAUAUGUUGGGGCAAUCAACUCGGUUUACAAGGCACUUACGGCAGCUCAGAGCAGUCUUUUAACAACCAUAAGAGAACUAUGUGCCCCGGCAGGCCACCGGGCUGUUCAGCAGAUGAUUGAAGAAACUCUCAACGAGCAUGUUACAUACCAAACCCGGCCACUUGAUCUCCGAAACCAGCGCAUCUACUGUGUCCGGGCUGGUGUGAACAGCCUUCUCGACGUCGCACGACAGACAUACAAAGAAGCUAAUACAGAUGCCGCUGAUCUGGUAGCAGAGCUAGCAGAAACGCACAGUAUAGCCCUUGACCUGAAGUUCGACAGAGCUCGCCAAUACUACAUUAGUCUCCCAGCUGCAGCUCUCGAAUCCUUGCCAGACGUCUUCAUCAACGUCUAUCGCAAAAAGAACCGUAUAGAGUGUCAGACACUAGACCUCGUCAAGCUCAAUCAGAAGAUCACAGAUGCCCACAAUGAAGUCAUCAACAUGAGCGACGAAACCGUGCAGGAACUGAUCCACGACAUUUGCUCAGAGAUCUCAGGACUCUUCAAAGUAAGCGAAGCCAUCGCCAUGCUUGACAUGCUAGCAGCACUUGCCCAAUCAGCAACAUCGCACGACUACAUCCGGCCUGAACUGACAGACACUCUCGCAAUUAAAUCCGGACGUCACCCGAUCCGCGAGAAGAUACACACCAAGAAAUUCAUCCCCAAUGAUGCCUACGCAACGCAACAGUCCCGCUUCCAGAUCAUCACAGGCUGCAACAUGAGCGGGAAAUCCACCUACAUCCGCGCCCUAGCGCUGAUGACCGUAAUGGCACAAAUAGGCUGUUUCAUCCCAGCAGAAUACGCUUCAUUCCCCAUCGUCCACCAACUAUUCGCACGAGUCUCCACAUCCGACGACCUCGAAGCAAACGUGUCUACCUUCGCCGCCGAAAUGCGCGAAAUGGCCUUCAUCCUCCGCAAUAUCGAACCGCGCAGCAUGGUCAUCGUCGACGAACUAGGUCGCGGCACCAGCACGACAGACGGCCUCGCCAUCGCCAUCGCCAUCGCAGAAGCCCUCGUAGAAAGCCACGCGUUAGUCUGGUUCGUGACCCAUUUCCGGGAUCUCGCACUGAUAAUGGGCGAGCGCAAUGGCGUCGUGAGCCUCCAUCUCGCAGCAGAAGUAUCCCCCGAUGCUUCGAAGAUGACCAUGCUCUAUAAGAUAGCCGAAGGCCCCGAUACGAACCAAUUUUACGGCCUCGCCCUAGCAAAGCUCGUAGAUCUUCCCCCAGGUGUCCUCGAAACCGCUCAACAAGUAUCAGAGAAACUCAACCAGCUCGCUAAACGCCGACACAGCAAGUCCAAAGCCCUGGCAGUGACUCGUAGACGGAAUCUGAUUCUCUCUCUAAAAGAACAACUCCUUCUAGUCCGCAACGGAACUAUGGAAGGCGAGACCCUUCGGAAAUGGUUGAAGCGACUGCAGGAUGACUUCGCCUUGAGUAUGGCUGCUAUCGACGAGGCCGCGGCAUGUGCCAGCGACGAAGAUACACCGGUACCCGGGGAAGUGUAUGAAAGCACUAGUUCUACCGGGAACCUGCUCUUCGAUGAUGAAGGACCCGAGGUCCAUCAUAGCUCCGAACUGGGAGAAUCUCUGGCGCAAGAUGCUGGAGAUCAGCUCGUCAUUUCUGAGCCAGAGGACCCGCUCAACGAAUCCAGUUACUGUAUAUCACGACCAUUCGCUCCUCCCUCUGAUGUCCCUGAAGGGGAUAUAUAUGGACUUGCCGCGUCACGUUCUGAGCAUGACGAUGAUAAAUCUACAACUGACGAGCAGGAUAUCGCUUCCUCCAUGGAUAAAGACUCCUGA